Molecule: messenger RNA, 1537 nt
Organism: Vitrella brassicaformis
Lineage: Eukaryota; Vitrellaceae
Source: the annotation of a GenBank genome assembly
AUGACCGAAGACGAAGAGCUGGAGGAGCUGCACAACAUGCUCGGGCGGCCCGACAUUCCGAAGACCCACCCUGUCGUGGCUCUACUGAAUAGGUACGUGAAGACGGAGACAUAAUAAGGCAGUCAAUCCAAGUGUGUGUACGUCUCCCCCUCUUUGGUGCUUAGAGGCGUGGAUGCUCACCUGGCUUGCGUCUGUGCGCCCGUGUGUGUGUGUGUAUCGUGCAGGCUGCUGCAGGUCAACCCAGCCGAGCGACUCAAGGCAGAUCAGGCCUUGUUGGACGACGCCUUCAUCGCGGCCCGUGCGCACGAGGCGGGUUAGUCAAUCAGCUUAUGGGCAACACUGAGCCACUCCCCACCGUAAGUGUAAGUGUGUCUCUGUCUUUCUGUGGCUGCUGGUGCUUUCCACAGCUCAAGCUGCUGCUGCCGCCGCUGCUGCCGCCCUCGCACUACAGUUGCCAGUGCAGCAGCCCCCUGCAGCCGCACCACAGCACCAGCCGCCUGCGGUCAAGAAGAGGCGCGUCAUUCCGAAGAGCUUUGCCAAGAAGGCCGCGCACAAGAAGGCAGGGAGGGUGGUCAAGAAGGACAUAGUCAAGAAGCCGAAGCCACCAGCCAAGGCCAAGUCAAAGUCCUGCCAGGCCAGCAAGAACAAGGCCAACAAACGUAUCGCACAGAAGCCGGGUGAGUGGAGGGGAAGGUGGUGCCACAAGUGCAAAGCUGGCAAUGGAUCAUUCUGCUGCUGUGAUGUGUGUCUGUCGUCUUCCCACAUUCAGUCAGCAGGCGUGUUCGCGAGGCGCCGUCUGCCCCGCAAGUACGCAACAUACCGCAAUUCACACCUCACCGUGAGUUCAUGUCUCUCCCUCUCUCUCUCUAUCUCUGUCUCUGUUUAGGGCGCUGCUGUUUGCGACACCAAGGCCAAGGCCAAGGUGCAGGCCAUGAGGGCCAAGGUGCAGGCCAAGAGCGGUGUGGCGAAGAAGCGCAUCGCUAACAAACCUACUGGUACACGCCGACGACACUGAGUGACGGGUGCGCUCAUAUGCCUUUCGAUCCUUCUGUGUGUGCCGUGUCUGUAGGGGUGGGUGGCAAACCCAAGGCCAAGGCCAAGACUCGUAGAUCCAAUCGCAAAGGUGAGUGACCAAAUACACACACACACCUCACCUGAAUCCAUUCACCGUGCCUCCCGUGUGCCCUCCUCAGCGAAGAGCGGCAAGGACGUCAAGAAACCCAUCCACAAGAAGCCGCCCGCCCCGCCAAAGGGCCGCAAGGCCGCCAGGAAAGCCAACAGUGCCGCAGCGGCAGGCACUUCCACGCCACGCGACGCCACGAAGAAGCCACCCAAGAAGCAUCAGCCCAAGAAGCCCACCAAGCCGGCCGCACCCGCACCCGCCGCCGCACCGCCCCAGCAGCAACAGAAUCGUAAGAAGCGCAAGGCGGGAGGCCAGCAGCCGGAGGGGGACAAUCGAGGCGGCAAGGUGGCGAGGCAGGGCGUGAUGACGCGGGCCAUGUGCCGGAGCCAGGCCGCCUCGUCCACCCAGCACUGA